CAGAAGCAAGGGCAUCACGUAGCUGGUUGUGUCUUCUUUAAUCUUUCUAAAUUUGUUAAGCAGAAGCAAGGGCAUCACGUAGCUGGUUGCGUCUUCUUUAAUCUUUCUGAAUUUGUUAAGAAGCAAAGACAUCACGUAGUUGGUUGUGUCGUCUUUAAUCUUUCUAAAUUUGUUAAGAAGGAAGGGCAUCACGUAGCUGGUUGCGUCUUCUUUAAUCUUUCUAAAUUUGUUAAGCAGAAGCAAGGGCAUCACGUAGCUAGUUGCGUCUCCUUUAAUCUUUCUAAAUUUGUUAAGAAGCAAAGACAUCACGUAGCUGGUUGGGUCUUCUUUAAUCUUUCUAAAUUUGUUAAGAAGCAAAGACAUCACGUAGCUGGUUGGGUCUUCUUUAAUCUUUCUAAAUUUGUUAAGAAGCAAAGACAUCACGUAGCUGGUUGGGUCUUCUUUAAUCUUUCUAAAUUUGUUAAGAAGCAAAGACAUCACGUAGCUGGUUGGGUCUUCUUUAAUCUUUCUAAAUUUGUUAAGCAAAAGCAAACACAUCAUGUAGUUGAUUGCGUCAUUUUUAAUCUUUUUGAAUUUGUGAAGAUGGAGUCAAAAGAAGAAAGGAAUAACUACUACAUUCAGAAAAUACUUUCAGAUGUUGUUACGAAGAAACUUGUUGAUCUUUUUAUCAAAGAAUGGAACACUCAUCACAAAAAAUCCCACGGAGAAUGGGAAAAUACAAACGUUAGUGGUCAGGAGUUGUUCAACAUUGAAAGAUCAAAAAAAAUAUUUCGUGAUGAAAAAACAUUGUUAAAACUUAAAGAUGGUGACACAAGUAAGUGGGAUUGCACGACAAUAUGUAAAGCAAUAUUGUUUACCCACUCAAUUGGAACAAGAAUUGAUCCAAAAGUUAAAGCUGCUGUGGAAAAACUUCGUGAUGUAAGAAACGGUUUCACCCAUGAAAAUCCAGGAAGAGUAUCUAAUACUGAAUUUGACACAAUGCUUUGUGAUAUUGAAAAGUCAUUUAAAGAUCUAGCAUUUUCAUUCACUGAAAUUAAUGAAAUUAAAUGUCAACGAAACACAUUUAAUUCUUUUCAAGAACUUCCUUGCAAACCAAAUCACGAUGUGGUUAAACGUACAGAGUUAGUUAAUCAAAUCACAGCAGAUCUCAAUAACUUGCACAGUACUAACAAUAAUGAACUAACAUAUUACUAUAUUUCUGGUAAUCCUGGCAGUGGUAAAUCUCAAUUAGCUAGACAAGUUUGUGAAGAAAUGUAUAACUCGUUUGACUGGGAAAAUAAAACAUCAUUUGUGAUGACACUCGAAGGAAAAGAUAUCGACUCUCUUUUGAAAACUUAUGCUGAACUUUGUAAACGAUUAAGCAAUGAUAAAACUGCCAUUGAAAAUAUUUUAAAAGAAGCAAAAAGCAGGGAAGACAAAAUUAAAGAUUUUCAAUUAUUUCUGAAACAACAACUGAAAUCUUGGCGAACAUGGUGGAUUGUUGUAGAUAACGUGGUUGAACUUCAUAAAAUUUAUCCAUUAUUACCUCAAGUUGGUGAUCAUAGCUGGAAAAAUGGUCAAAUUAUAGUAACUGUCCAAAAUACAGAUGCUAUACCACCAGAUGGAAAUCUAAGUAAACACAUUUCAGUUGCUCAUGGUAUGAACAAUGAAGAAUGUCGAGAACUUCUAUCUGUCUUUUCUGAUAUUCAUAAUGAAGAUGAAAAAUCUUUAAAGGAUGUAUCAGACAAAUUAGAUUGUCAACCGUUGUUCUUGGCAAAUGCUGCUUCCUACGUAGGUAAUGUAAAAAGUGUAAAUCCGACAUUCACGUGGGACAAAUAUUUUGAUAAGUUGAAUGAAGGAAGGCGACAGAAAAUGGAUGGCAAUUUUCAAAAAAUAAACUCAGCUUACUUAGGAAUGAAAACUGUUAUGUUAGCAGUACAAAAAAAUGCCGAAGAAUCCAUCUUGUUGAAACAUGCUUUUAAACUUUUCACAUUAAUAUCUUUCGAUCCCUUACCACAAGAUGUUAUAAUACCAUUUAUUAAAAGCAUUGAUCCACAAAUAUCUGAAGAAGAUGUCUGUCUUCAAUUAAAGCAUUGUUCUUUAUUCCUUCAAACGGAAAACAACGACAUCCGCCUGCACAGCGUUGUACACGAAGCCAUCAUAAAUUAUUCAUCGCAGACCUUUGGCUGUAAACAAAACGAAAAUAAUUCUAAAAAGUCUGCAGCUGAUCUUGCCUGUCAAGUUGCUUGGGCACUAAAUCAUUUUGAAGACAGAGAAGAUGAAAUCAAAAUA
Messenger RNA from Xenia sp. Carnegie-2017, 2271 nucleotides. RefSeq lists its product as uncharacterized. NCBI's taxonomy places the organism in Eukaryota, Metazoa, Cnidaria, Anthozoa, Malacalcyonacea, Xeniidae. Gene Ontology annotation, molecular function: ADP binding. The record is from RefSeq and is a predicted model, not a curated record. The annotation marks the transcript as partial. The transcript has 11 exons.